UAGCUGGUUUUUUUUUUUUGCAAACGGCUAAAGGGCCUGCGGGUUUAUUAUAAGGCGGAGCUCGUCGGCAGAGGUGCAGGCUCGCGCGGAGCUGGGCGGCGGGAACCGGGCAGUCGGAAGCGAUCUCCAGCGGGCGGACUUCACCGCCCUCGCCCGGGACAGCAGUCAGCGCGCUGGGCCAGGAGCCCGCGAGAGCCGCGCGCGGCGCCACCAGCGGAGCCGGCCGGGAACCCCGCGCAGCUCGCAGCCCCGACCCGCGCAGCCCGCCGAGCUCCCGCCGCCGGUCCGGGCAGCAUGAGGCGCGCGGCGCUGUGGCUGUGGCUGUGCGCGCUGGCGCUGCGCCUGCAGCCGGCCUGGCCGCUGACUGUGGCCACUAAUGUGCCUCCUGAAGAUCAGGACAGCUCUGGAGAUGACUCUGACAACUUCUCCGGCUCGGGCGCAGGUGCCUUGCAAGAUCUCACCUUGUCCCGCCCAUCUUCCUCUACCUGGAAGGAUGUGUGGCUUCUCACAGUCACACCCACGUCUCCAGAGCCCAUAAGCAGGGGUGCCACAGCUCCCUCAACCUCCAUGGUGCCGGCCAUCGAGAGGCCUGAGGAGGGAGAGGCAGUGGUACUUAGCAAAGUGGACUCUGACUUUACUGUCGGGGAGAAGGUGGUCACCACUGAGCCCAGGGAGACCACACAGCUCCUGACCACCCAUCGAGCCUCAACAGCCAAAGCCACCACAGCCCAGGCCUCCGCCACCUCCCCUCCCCACAGAGACGUGCAGCCUGACCACCAUGGGACCUCAGCACCUGUAGCACCUGAGGAAGUUGACCUUCCCAAAGUGGAGGAGGGAGGUCCUUCUGCUACUGAGAAGGUGGUUGAGGAUGGAGCCACCAAUCAGCUCCCAGCGGGAGAGGGCUCUGGGGAGCAGGACUUUACCUUUGAUACAUCUGGGGAGAACACAGCCGUGGUCGCCAUGGAGCCUGGCCUUCGGAAUCAGCCUCCCGUGGAAGAUGGGGCCACGGGCACCUCACAGGGUCUUCUGGACAGAAAGGAAGUGCUGGGAGGGGUCAUUGCUGGCGGCCUCGUGGGGCUCAUCUUUGCCAUAUGCCUGGUGGGCUUCAUGCUGUACCGGAUGAAGAAGAAGGACGAGGGCAGUUACUCCUUGGAGGAGCCCAAGCAAGCCAAUGGCGGCGCCUACCAGAAACCUACCAAGCAGGAGGAAUUCUAUGCCUGAUAAGAGACGGCUCUCCCCCCGGGGCCCCCCCGCCACUCACUAGGCUCCCACUCGGCUCUCUGUGAAGAACUGUAGGCCCUGGCCUCCCCACCACCCGUGCCACCUCCCCAGCCCUCUGACCCCUCCAGCCACCCAUGCGGUUUCCUAGGGUGUGCUGGGGCGCCCACUCCGCUUCUCCAUCUUCUGCCUCGAGGCUUGGGUGCAAAGGGUUUCUCGCAUCUGACCUUCCCACCACAGCCACACACAGAGUCCCACCAUUCCAACCCAGUUUCUCCAAAAGAGCGACCCCUCCCAGACCUCGCUCUGGUGAGAAAGAGGACCCGACUGCUUUGGACCUUCAUGGCCUGCUGUGUGGCUGGGGCAUUCUGGGGCCCAGGGAGGCUUGGCUGAGAGACACCAUAGCACUUACUGUAGAGACUGGCUGUGGGUGUGGCCGGGUGGUUGUGAGUGGGCAUCCAGGGCCCCUCAGAAUUCACUUUGUGUUGUGGGGAGGUCUGCUUUAGAUACCAACUUGUUUUUGCACAUGUUUUCCUUUAGUCUCUCUGUUCCUAGCCCCAGUAGACUUCAUUACUUCCGGGGUAAGUUAAGUCAGUUGAUUGGUGUCCCCCAUCUUGCUUCCUUAAUCUACAUUUGGGAGACAGCAUCAGGGUUAAGAAGACUUUGUUGGUUUUUAUUUUUUUUUGUUUGUUGUUGUUUGUCUGUGUGUUUGUUUAAUUUUUUUAUUUUAUUUUUAUUAACUAGAAGAACCAAAUCUGGAAGCCAAAACACGUAGCUUUAGCAUGUGUGUUGUCUCUUGAGCUUAUCACUCAUGUAUGCAACAGGGUAUGGACAAAAAUGUUUGGUGGCCCCAUUUUUGGUGGUCCCUUGGUAGGGUGGCCAGUCCAGGCUGCCCUGGGGUGGCCAUCUCUUCUGCGCAGUCAGAUCUGUGUCCAUGAACUCAGGGCCAUGGCCGUGGCCUGGGCUGCUGUGAGAUGUGGGAGCUGCCGAUGUGAGAAUUGAAUCCUGGCACUCAGGCUGGAGAUGGAGGAGAUAGGACCGUGGGGUGGGUGGCAGGUUGGCCAGGGACCCAGAGACUCUCUUGCCUUUGGCACCAUCUCUGGGGAUGUCUCCCCUCCCCCUCCCGGAAGUAGACAAGAGGCAUUUGGGGCAUAAUUGGCACUGGCUCCUCCCAUCAAGAACCAAGUUCUCCGUUCCUCCAUUCAUUUGCUCCUGCAGCCCCACCCUGGGCUGGAGUCAGGAAUGUUUCCCAAAGAGCGAUCGUCUUUUGCUUUUGGCAAAACUCUACUUAAUCCAAUGGGUUUUUCCCUGUACAGUAGAUUUUCCAAAUGUAAUAAACUUUAAUAUAAAGGAGUCAUGUGAA
Dipodomys spectabilis (banner-tailed kangaroo rat) is the source of this 2581-nucleotide messenger RNA. It is a transcript of the gene Sdc1, whose product is annotated as syndecan 1. Gene Ontology annotation, biological process: cell migration. The record is from RefSeq and is a predicted model, not a curated record. NCBI's taxonomy places the organism in Eukaryota, Metazoa, Chordata, Mammalia, Rodentia, Heteromyidae. Bases 295 to 1221 code for a protein of 308 amino acids. Gene Ontology annotation, cellular component: membrane; cell surface. The transcript is spliced from 5 exons.